AUCGCGCUCUCCGCUCCGCACGCAGAAUGGCUAGAUUCACCCAGACUGAAGCGAGAAGGCAACAGCAGCAGCAUCCUCAGCCUGCCCACGCCAGCCUGCUCUUCACUACUGGACCGGGGGCGGUAACGAACCAAGCAGCGGCACCAUUGCUCCUGAUCCCGCACCAGCCCCAGUACGCGCACAUCACCUUCCCCAAGCCCAUGAACGGCACGGAGCCCAUCCACUCCAUCCACUCCGACAACGGCACCAUGAAAGACCAGGAUGCCAUCAAGCUCUUCAUAGGACAGAUUCCGCGCAACCUGGAGGAGAAGGACCUCAAACCUCUUUUCGAACAGUUUGGAAAGAUCCACGAAUUGACUGUCCUUAAGGACCGCUAUACCGGCAUGCACAAAGGUUGUGCUUUCCUCACCUACUGUGCUCGUGAAUCAGCCAUCAAAGCCCAGAAUGCAUUGCAUGAACAGAAGACUCUACCAGGGAUGACACGGCCUAUUCAGGUGAAGCCUGCUGAUAGUGAGAGUCGAGGAGAGGACAGGAAGUUGUUCGUAGGGAUGCUGAAUAAACAACAGACAGAAGAGGAUGUGUACCGCCUUUUUGAGCCAUAUGGAGUUAUUGAAGAGUGCACAGUAUUAAGAGGCCCUGAUGGAAACAGUAAAGGUUGUGCCUUUGUGAAAUUUUCAACACACAUUGAAGCUCAGUCAGCUAUCAGCGGGCUACAUGGAAGCCAGACCAUGCCUGGUGCUUCGUCCAGUUUGGUGGUAAAGUUCGCAGACACCGAUAAAGAGAGAACCAUACGGCGCAUGCAACAGAUGGUCGGCCAGUUUGGCAUCUUCAACCCCACUGUGGCCCUGCCUUUCAGCACCUACAGCAGUACCUACAGUACUUACACAAAUGCGCUGAUGCAGCAGCAGGCAGCGAUUAUGGCUGCAUCUCAAGGAGGUUAUUUGGCACCCAGUGUGGCGUUUCCCGCGACACAGAUUCACCAGGUGGGGGCGCUCAACAUGAAUGGUUUGCCACCCACCUCCAUGACGCCUGUUUCAGGUUUGAGCUCUCCACCAGCAAAUCUGGCCUCAUCUGUCAUGCCAAGCAUAGUCAACGGAUUCAGCGGAAUUCCUCACCAACACAAUGGUCACCCGGUAGAGGCGGUUUACACCAACGGCCUGCCAACAUACUCCACCCAGAGCCCCACCGCAGCAGACACACUACAGCAGGCCUUCACCGGCGUCCAGCAGUAUACAGCCAUAUAUCCUGCCACAACACUGACCCCUAUUGGUCAAACACUGCCACAACCAGCUCAAAUCAUCCAGCAACAGCAACAGAGGGAAGGUCCCGAGGGCUGUAAUCUCUUCAUCUAUCACCUACCACAAGAGUUUGGUGAUAACGAGCUGAUGCAGAUGUUUCUUCCGUUCGGUUCCGUCAUCUCAUCAAAGGUGUUCAUGGACCGAGCUACCAAUCAGAGCAAGUGUUUCGGUCAGUGUUUUUGAACAAAUCCCUCACCUUAAAGCUGCACUACGAAAGAUGUUUUGGUUAAAAAUGAUCAAAUUGCCAUUAUUUAUUGAGUACAUAAACAAUCAGUGUCCAAAACAUGUCCUUACCCCGAUUCACUACGGUAAGCCUAUAAAAAUGAUUUGUAUUUUGAGCUGUCGGGUUCAAUUUGUCUCAAUCACUGGCUUAUGUCGUUUAUCCUUGCAUCAUUACGUCAUAUCCGUAAACACAGAAAAGAAGCACCAGCUGUCACGUGUUCCGGCUGAGGACGUUGUUCAGUUUAGUAACACUCACACAGUUCAGGACAGCAUCGCUGCAGUCCAGAUGGAUGUUUAUCUGUUGUCCGUUUGGCGAAGUUGUUUACCUGCUAUAAUGCUUGGAUAUGUCUUCUGAUAGGGUUGUUGAAGCUUAUAUUGGUUAUCAUGCUCGUAUGAAUCGAACAUUACUCGUGUGUUAACCGAUCGUGAUGUAUCUACAUUGUCCGGUGAAGUUACUGUAACAUGUUUAAUAUGUAUGACUUCUGAAAUUGACUUCUUGUAAUUGUAAUAUUGCACACUUAAGCAUAAUAUUUUUUAUGUUUAAUAAAGUAUAUUUUAU
This is a messenger RNA of Xyrauchen texanus (razorback sucker), 2079 nucleotides long. Its product is annotated as CUGBP Elav-like family member 5. Gene Ontology annotation, molecular function: mRNA binding. Gene Ontology annotation, cellular component: cytoplasm; nucleus; ribonucleoprotein complex. Gene Ontology annotation, biological process: mRNA splice site recognition; regulation of alternative mRNA splicing, via spliceosome. NCBI's taxonomy places the organism in Eukaryota, Metazoa, Chordata, Actinopteri, Cypriniformes, Catostomidae. The record is from RefSeq and is a predicted model, not a curated record. The coding region runs from base 27 to 1481 and encodes 484 amino acids. The transcript has 10 exons.